Equus caballus (horse) is the source of this 1827-nucleotide messenger RNA. It is a transcript of the gene DYNC2I2, whose product is annotated as dynein 2 intermediate chain 2. Gene Ontology annotation, molecular function: dynein heavy chain binding; dynein light chain binding. Lineage: Eukaryota; Metazoa; Chordata; Mammalia; Perissodactyla; Equidae. The record is from RefSeq and is a predicted model, not a curated record. Gene Ontology annotation, cellular component: ciliary plasm; cytoplasmic dynein complex. Gene Ontology annotation, biological process: intraciliary transport.
GGCGCGGAGCCGUCCCCAUGGCAACCCGCGUGCGGCCCUGGCGUCUCGGCCCGGCGGGAAGCGCGGGUGCUGAGAAGCUGGCGACAGGCGGGGCUGCGAGCGCAGAGGGCCCCGGGCGGCCGGGGCCGCUGCAGGACGAGACCCUGGGCGUGGCGUCCGUGCCGUCGCGGUGGAGGGACGCCCAGGGCUUCCGCGGGGAGACGAAGAGUUGCCAGACGGCCAGCGUUGCCACCGCCGAUGCAGCCUCCCAGGCCCGGAAGCGCGCAGACGCCGAGGUGCAGACCGAGGCCCCUGGGCCCGGCGUGCUGCCUGCACCCCGGCACGACAGCGCCCGGCUGGCGGCCUUCCUCCGGAGAGUGGAGGCCACGGUGGUCCGCGAGCUGAACAGGAACUGGCGCAGCCACGCCUUCGACGGCUUCUCGGUGAACUGGACCGAGCCGCAGUGCACGGUGACCUGCCUGCACACCCUGGGCUACCCCCCAGCCCAAGGGCAGGGUCUGCAUGUGACCAGCGUCUCCUGGAACACCACUGGCUCUGUGGUGGCCUGUGCCUAUGGCCGACUGGAUGACGGAGACUGGAGCACCCUCAAGUCCUUUGUGUGUGCCUGGAACCUGGACCGGCGAGGCCUGAGCCCCCGGCAGCCGUCGGCAGUGGUGGAGGUGCCCAGCGCCGUCAUGUGCCUCGCCUUCCACCCCACACAGCCGUCGCACGUUGCAGGUGGGCUGUACAGUGGCGAGGUGCUGGUGUGGGACCUCAGCCGUCCUGAGGACCCUCUGCUCUGGUGCACAGGCCUGACAGACGACACACACACAGACCCCGUGUACCAGGUGGUUUGGCUCCCCGAGCCCCGGCACAGCCACCACUUCCGCGUGCUGAGUGUGGCCACCGACGGGAAGGUGCUGCUCUGGCAGGGGGUCGGGGCGGGCCAGCUGCAGCUCACCGAGGGCUUCGCCCUGGUCGUGCAGCAGCUCCCACGGAACACCAAGCUGAAGAAGCCUCCCCGUGGGGAGACCGAGGUGGGCACCACAGCGGUGGCUUUCUCCAGCUUUGACCCCAGCCUUUUUGUUCUGGGCACGGAAGGCGGCUUCCCACUCAAGUGUUCCCUGGCAGCGGAAGAGGCCGCUCUCACGCGGAUGCCCAGCUCUGUGCCCCUGCGGGCCCCGGCACAGUUCACCUUCUCUCCCCAUGGCGGUCCUGUGUACUCCGUGAGCUGUUCGCCUUUCCACAGGAACCUCUUCCUGAGCGCAGGGACCGACGGCCACGUCCACCUGUACUCCAUGCUGCAGGCCCAGCCCCUGACCUCCCUGCGCCUGUCCCCCAAGUACCUGUUUGCUGUGCGCUGGUCCCCAGUGCGCCCCUUGGUGUUUGCGGCUGCUUCUGGGGAAGGGGCCUGGGGAACUCUGAAGAGGCUCAGAGGCUGCUGCCCAAGGUCCCUCUCACCCCACGCAUCUCUCUUCCUGAAGGUGACGUGCAACUGUUUGAUCUCCAGAAAAGCUCCCAGAAACCCACAGUUUCCAUCAAGCAAACCCAGGAUGGCAGCCCUGUCUACUGUCUUGAAUUUAAUCGCCAGCAGACUCAGCUGCUGGCCGCUGGCGAUGCCCAGGGCACAGUGAAAGUCUGGCAGCUGAGCAGCGAGUUCACUGAACAGGGGCCCCGGGAGACAGAGGACUUGGAGCAGCUGGCGGAGGAGGUGGCCACCUGAGGACAGCAAAGCAACAGCAGGGUCCUGGCAGAAUGUCCCUAGAUACAGAGGCAGGUGGGCAAGGCCCCAUCUGUGCUGAGCUGUGUGUUUCUUCUGGAAGCUGAAUGAAGACAGACAAGCUUUUU